AUUAUUCUAUUUUCAUUUCUCCUUUUUAACAUUCACACCUUCCAUUUUGGAGUUUCCCAUAUGUUUUUCCUUUCAUGGAUGGCCAAUUUUAAGCUUCUUUUAUUUGCCUUCGAUAAAGCUCCCCUUUCAUCAUUUCCUUCAAAACCUCAUCUUUUCAUCCUCACAGCUUUUGUGGCUACAAUACCAGUUGAGAUCUUGCUUGCUAGUAUGGAACUGGAGCCACAGUUCAAAGCACCAGUUCGAGCCACUUCAUUACAAGACUUUUGGGGACAUAGAUUGAACCUUAGAGUCUCAAAUAUACUUCAUUCGGCCAUAUGCAGUCUUGUAAAAUCCAUUUCUACACUAGUAAUUAGAUCCAGAUGGGCUUCAUUGCCUAUUACUUUUGCAACAUUUGUCACUUCAAGUUUGAUGUAUGAAAUGAUAUAUUACAAUAUAAUCUACAAAAGCCCUACGUGGAAAGUUACUUGGUUCUUCAUUUUACAAUGA
Messenger RNA from Gossypium arboreum, 486 nucleotides. Its product is annotated as probable long-chain-alcohol O-fatty-acyltransferase 2. The transcript is spliced from 2 exons. The record is from RefSeq and is a predicted model, not a curated record. Lineage: Eukaryota; Viridiplantae; Streptophyta; Magnoliopsida; Malvales; Malvaceae. Gene Ontology annotation, biological process: lipid metabolic process. The coding region runs from base 61 to 486 and encodes 141 amino acids.